Molecule: messenger RNA, 1685 nt
Organism: Anolis carolinensis (green anole)
Lineage: Eukaryota; Metazoa; Chordata; Lepidosauria; Squamata; Anolidae
Product: cysteine-rich protein 2-like
Exons: 4
Coding region: 199-474 (91 amino acids)
Biological process (GO): intrinsic apoptotic signaling pathway in response to DNA damage; regulation of gene expression
Molecular function (GO): zinc ion binding
Source: RefSeq, a predicted model, not a curated record
AAGCCAUGUAUUCCCCCUCCCUCAACCUUCUGUCACUACUUCAGUGCACUCAUUUUCUUACAACCGCAACAUCCUGACUGCAAAAGCAGAACUGAUCACCACCCUGCCCCAGCCAUGGUUUUCCUGUCUGUCUAAGAAGCACGGAAGACUGUUUAUUCAAGUUGUGCUGAUGGAUGAGCGGUGCCCGAAGGAAGACGGAUGAUGAUUUCAUACUGUCCCAUGUGUGGAAAACCGGUCUACUUUGCUGAGAGGAAGCGUUCUCUAGGCAAAGACUACCACCCUCUUUGUCUGAAGUGCUACCACUGCAAACGGCAACUCAGCCCUGGCCAGCAUGCCGAGUAUGAUGACAAACCCUACUGCACUCAUUGUUAUCUUCAGCGCUUUGGACCAAGAGGAACAAGACCUUCAACAUCUCGCUCAGCCAUUGGCGCAUCUUCUUCUAAGGUUCUAGCAGAAAUCCGGAAAGGCUCUUAGAUGUCCAUCCUUUGUUACAUCGAGGAAGAACGUUGUAUGAAACGAUAUUUAAGAUAUACAUUUUAAUGUGUUGUCAAAGGCUUUCAUGGCCAGAAUCACUGGGUUGCUUUGAGUUUUUUGGGCUGCAUGGCCAUGUUCCAGAAGCAUUCUCUCCUGAUGUUUCACCUGCAUCUAUGGCAGGCAUCCUCAGAGGAUGUGAGAUCUGUUGGACACUAGUUUAGAAAAAACAGACAAGAGUUCUUUCUCCUACCCUGGACUUUCUACAGAUAUAUAAACCCCACUAGCCUAGUUUCCAACAGACCUUACAACUCUGAGGAGCCUGCCAUAGAUGUGGGCAAAACGUCAGGAGAAAAUGCUUCUAGAACAUGGCCAUACAUUUUAAUUAUUUCACUUCAGUAUAAAUUGUCUAUAGCUCCAUAAGUGCUGAAUCAGAGUGACCUGAAAAUUAUGGAUAAUUUUCUGGAAAGGUGAUAUAGCUGUAGAUUCUAUAUAUUACAGUUAUGCUUUUGUAUUGGACAAUGUGUCUAUUUUAAGAAGAAAGUGAACAUGUUUUGCUAUUUGAUCCACUCUUAAUAUGAUUUUGGUAUGUAAAAGGAAACAAUAGAGCCAGAAGGUGUAGAAUGAAUUGUUAUUAAUGUUGUGGGAAUGUACAUUUCUAAAAACAGGAUAAAUGUAUUCCUCUCAAUUGAAAACAUGUAUAUAUGGGAUACAUGUGACAACUGGUAACAUUACCACAUUUUAUUACAACCCCAGAAGGUAGGCAGCAAUAAUAACUGUUUUAUAGUAAAGCAUUUCUACAUUUUUGGAAAGAAAAAAAUUAAGAUGAGAUCCAUCCAUAUCUUUUUGCAUAAAACACAACCUGUUUAGAAAUAGUAUAGUUGGUUUGCUUGUGCCAUAUUAAGACUAAUUUUAAAAUGUCUUGGAAAAAAGAAUCAAGUGUAAUGAAUUGUAACAAAAUGGCAUUGUGUAUUUUAACUGACUAAAAGGUAGUGAAAAUAAAUACCAAUCUAUACAAACGGACAGCUUCCAACAAUGGAGACACACCUAUCAUUGUUAAAGGCAGGAGUUGUGACUUUGCUAAGUUAUAGUUAAUGUUGGUGGGCUACAUGCUUGUUGGAAAAUGGUGAAUAUCCUUAAUUUGUAUUAAAUUAGGAAACUUGAUCAUUCGGUGUAUGCUGACAAUAUGUACAAUAAAUCUCUGAUGAACUUCA